Parus major (Great Tit) is the source of this 4113-nucleotide messenger RNA. It is a transcript of the gene SLC4A1, whose product is annotated as solute carrier family 4 member 1 (Diego blood group). NCBI's taxonomy places the organism in Eukaryota, Metazoa, Chordata, Aves, Passeriformes, Paridae. Bases 476 to 3391 code for a protein of 971 amino acids. The transcript is spliced from 21 exons. The record is from RefSeq and is a predicted model, not a curated record. Gene Ontology annotation, cellular component: basolateral plasma membrane; plasma membrane. Gene Ontology annotation, biological process: monoatomic anion transport; transmembrane transport; bicarbonate transport. Gene Ontology annotation, molecular function: monoatomic anion transmembrane transporter activity; solute:inorganic anion antiporter activity; bicarbonate transmembrane transporter activity.
CCGAGAGGGUCGUGUGGGAUCCCAGUCCCUGAGCGUGGGUCCAUAUGGGACCCGACCCCCGGGUGCGGGUCCGUGCAGGGCCUGACCCUGAGCACAGGGCACGGUGUGCGCGGGCACGGCUGGGUCAGGGCAGGAUGCCACGUCCCUGGUGGGAAGCUGCCGGGGCUCUGCCGCGUCCUGACGUCGGUUCCCAUCCCGGAUGGCGACAGGGCAGGGCACGACUUCCCCGGGGAUCCCCAACCCCAGGACCUCCCAGCCCGUGGGGAGCUGGUUCGGCAGGCGGGGGCUGCGGGAACGGCCCAGCCCCAUCCCUGGGGACAAGCCCCGGUCCCGGGGGCACCGAGCGAUGCCCUGCUCUCCGCUAACUUGUUCUCUCUCGUCUCCCCGCGCCCGCCCCGCAGAGCGCCGGGUUAUGGUGGCACCGGGCUGAGCACCGGGACGCGCCGAGGCUGCAGCGGGGGCCGAGCCCGGAGCCAUGGAGGGGCCCGGCCAGGAGGCCUACGAGGAGGGGAUGAGGAGGACCCUGGACCCCGAAGGCUACGAAGACCCCGGCCUAAAGAGCUCUCACCUGUCACUGGGAGAGAUGAGCAGGGCCGGCGCUGGCAUCGGGUCCCCCCUGCGGGCGUGGAGGGCCAGGGCCGAGGAGAUGAAGCCCCUGCGCCAGUAUCUGCCCGGCCGCCGGGGAUUUUAUGACCUGGAUGGGAAGAGGCGCUCGGUCGGGGCCCCCCCGGGACACCCCAGCCGUGGCGAAGGGCAGCCUGUGUCAGUGACUGAUGUGGACCUGGAGGCAGGGGGAAGCAGGAGGCUCCUGUCCCAGCAGGACACCCAUGAGGGAUACGUGGAGCUGCACGAGCUGGUCCUGGACAAUGCAAAGGACUUGUGCUGGAUGGAGGCCGGGCACUGGCUCCAGCUGGAGGAGGACUUCCAGGAAUCAGGGGACUGGAGCCAGCCCCAUCUCUCCUUCCUGACCUACCACAGCCUCCUGGAGAUCCGCCGGGCUUUGAGCAAAGGUGCCAUUCUCCUCGAUGUGGAGGCCAACUCGCUGCCGGCCAUCGUCCACAUCGUCCUGGACCAGCUGAUCUACGAGGGGCAGCUGAAGCCGCAGGACAGGGACGAUGUCAUGAGGACGCUGCUCCUGCGCCACAGCCACCCCACCGAGGAUGAGUCGGUGUGGACGAUGCCGCCGGCGCUGGUGCAGCGCUCGGGCACCGCCCGGGGGGACGUGGAGCGGCCGCUGCUGAGGGAGCAGCGGCCCGUGGAGAUGAGCAGGAUGGCAGGGAAGGAGCAGAGCGGGGUCCCCAAACCCCAACUCCUGGAGACAAUCCCAGAGGGUGCUGAGGCCACCCUGGUCCUUGUGGGCUGUGCAGCCUUCCUGGAGCAGCCAAUGCUGGCCUUUGUGCGCCUGAAGGACGCAGUGACACUGGACGGUGUCCUCGACGUGUCCAUCCCCGUCCGCUUCCUCGUCGUGGUCCUGGGGCCCGACACCCCCCAGAUCAGCUACCACGAGAUCGGCCGCGCCAUCGGCACCAUGAUGUCCGAGAGGGUGUUUCGCAGGGACGCGUACCUGGCCGAGGCCCGGCAGGAGCUGCUGCAGGGUGUGGAGGAUUUCCUGGGUGCCAGCAUUGUCCUGCCGCCCACCGAGUCCCCCAACGAGCAGCUGCUCCGUGCCCUGGUCCCGCUGCAGCGGGAGCUGCUCCGACGGCGCUACCAGCCCCUCGAGAGGCUGCACAUCGGGGACUUCCUAAAGGAUCAGGGCCCGGACGAGACCGCGGCUGAGGAGGACGACCCCCUGCGCAGGACGGGGCGGCCUUUUGGGGGGCUGGUGCGGGACAUCCGCCGCCGGUACCCCAAAUACCUCAGCGACAUCAAGGACGCCCUCAACCCCCAGUGCCUGGCCGCCGUCAUCUUCAUCUACUUCGCGGCGCUGUCACCCGCUAUCACCUUCGGGGGCUUGCUGGGUGAGAAGACCAAGGGGAUGAUGGGGGUGUCGGAGCUGCUCAUCUCCACCUGUGUGCAGUGCGUGCUCUUCAGCCUCCUCAGCGCCCAGCCCCUGCUCGUCGUCGGCUUCUCGGGACCCCUCCUCGUCUUUGAGGAAGCCUUUUACUCGUUCUGCAGCAGCAAUGGCAUGGAAUACAUCGUGGGACGGGUCUGGAUCGGCUUCUGGCUGAUCCUGCUGGUGCUGGUGGUGGUGGCCUGCGAGGGCAGCUUCCUGGUGCGCUACCUGUCCCGCUACACCCAGGAGAUCUUCUCCUUCCUCAUCUCCCUCAUCUUCAUCUUUGAGACCUUCUCCAAGCUGGUCACGAUUUUCAAGACUCACCCUCUGAAGGAGACGUACGACGCGCAGGCUGGCCACCAGCCCAACACGGCGCUGCUGUCCCUCGUCCUCAUGGCCGGCACCUUCUUCCUGGCCUUCUUCCUGCGCAAGUUCAAGAACAGCUCCUUCCUGCCCGGCAAGGUCCGGCGCUUGAUCGGGGACUUCGGGGUGCCCAUUUCCAUCUUCAUCAUGGCGCUGGCCGACUUCUUCAUCAAAGAAACGUACACCCAGAAACUGAGCGUCCCCAAAGGGCUGCAGGUCACCAACCCGGCUGCCCGGGGCUGGUUUAUCCCCCCCAUGGGGAUCACAACCAAGUUCCCCAUCUGGAUGAUGUUCGCCUCCGUGAUUCCUGCCCUUCUGGUCUUCAUCCUCAUCUUCCUCGAGACGCAGAUCACCACCCUCAUCGUCAGCAAGCCCGAGAGGAAACUGGUGAAGGGCACUGGCUUCCACCUGGACCUGCUGCUGAUCGUGGUCAUGGGGGGGCUGGCAGCCCUUUUCGGGAUGCCCUGGCUCAGUGCCACCACCGUCCGCACCAUCACCCACGCCAACGCCCUCACCGUCAUGAGCAAAACCUCUGCUCCCGGCGAGAAAUCCCAGAUCCUGGAGGUCAAGGAGCAGCGCAUCAGUGGCCUGUUGGUGGCUGUGCUCGUUGGUGUCUCCAUCCUGAUGGAGCCCAUCCUGAAGUACAUCCCUCUGGCCGUGCUCUUCGGCAUCUUCCUCUACAUGGGGGUCACCUCCCUGUUCGGGAUCCAGCUCUUCGACCGCAUCCUGCUCCUGCUGAAGCCCCCCAAGUACCACCCUGACGAGCCCUACGUCACCCGGGUCAAGACUUGGAGGAUGCACCUCUUCACCUUCACCCAGAUCAUCUUUCUGGUGGUGCUGUGGGUGGUGAAGUCCACCCCAGCCUCGCUGGCGCUGCCCUUCGUCCUCAUCCUCACCGUGCCCCUGCGGCGCUUCCUGCUCCCCAAGAUCUUCCGGGACAUCGAGCUCAAAUGUCUGGACGCAGAUGACGCCGUGGUGACAUUUGACGAGGCCGAGGGGACAGACGUGUACGACGAGGUGCAGAUGCCCAGUUAAGGGCCGGCCCCCGCCACCCCCCAGCCCCGCUUCCACCUCCAGCGCUGCCAUCCCGGGGCCACCGGGCAACCAGGAAGGGCUGGGGACACAGUCCCCACCUGCCCACCCUGGGGACGGAGCCUUUCCUGUUCUUUCCGCGUUUUUGUCUAUUUUUAAAAGUAUUUUGGAUGAUGUGAUCUCACCCCCGCUUUGCUGCCCGCUGGGGAAGGGCUGCCUGGGCUGGGAUGUGUCACUGUCCCGUCCCCAGGGCCACCACCAGGCACCCAGCGAGGGGAGGAGCUGGAGGAAGACCCUGGAGGGAGGAGGAAGGCAGGGACAGAGAUACAGCAGAUGGGACCCUCCCCACUGCCCUCCCCUCCCGGGGAGCCCCCCCAGCCCAGCCCCUCUCCCCAGCUGAACUUUGAACAAGCUGGGACGGAGCCCUCACCCUGUGGAGCCCUUUUCCCAUUUUUCCCAUUUUUCCCCAUUUUUCCCCAUUUUUCCCAUUUUUCCCCAUUUUUCCCAUUUUUCCCAUUUUUCCCCAUUUUUUCCCAUUUUUCCCAUCACUUGCUCCGUGGGAUCCCUGCAGCUGCUCCGCUGCAAUCCCAGCACAUCCCGGAGUCAGGAUGUAAAUAGCCCAGCAAGGGGGUUCAUACAUUCAUACAUUUACAACAAAAACAAUCACGCUAAAAACACACCAAAAAAAAAAAAAAAGCUUCCAAUUGUACUGAUGCUUCUGCAGG